Arachis duranensis is the source of this 719-nucleotide messenger RNA. RefSeq lists its product as uncharacterized. The record is from RefSeq and is a predicted model, not a curated record. The coding region runs from base 1 to 669 and encodes 222 amino acids. The transcript is spliced from 4 exons. Lineage: Eukaryota; Viridiplantae; Streptophyta; Magnoliopsida; Fabales; Fabaceae.
AUGGCGCAUCAAAAUCACGCGCUCAACACUCAAACGGUUACGUAUGGCAGACUCUCCACUUCUUCCACUUCUUCCACUUCUCAAAGCGCUUUGAAAACAAGGAAACCCUCCCAUUUUCGAGCGAAAAUCAAAGUUCAAAAUAUACAAAUCGUUGUUCGAAACCUCCAUCAAAACACCAUCAAACUCUCCGUGAAGAAUCUGAAGAGAAAACAAAGCAACAAUACUCAACAUAAAAUGGCAGCAAGAAACCAAACAAAAGACCUUAAGUGUGCCACAUAUCUCCUGAGUGAUAAGUUCAGAAACAUGACUGAGGAGAAGAAGGCGAUUGUGAGGGAUCUCGGAUUCGGUGGGUUGAUGCACAUCCCACCACUAAGGGUGGAUCACCAACUCUUAAGGGAGCUGGCAAACAACUUCAAACUUGGGGAGAACAGACUGAAGACAGGAUAUGGUUCUUUCCAAAUAACACCAAAAAAAAUAGGUCAUGCACUUGGCAUCAAUGCAACAGAAUGGACUCCAAAAAAAGAAAGCAGAGGCAAGAGGAGUCAGAUUCUGAUUCAGAAUCUGAAUCUGAACCAAGUGAUGAGAGCGAAGAAUCAUCACCUGCGGAGAAGGAGAAGAAAAAGAAAAAAACAAAAACAACACCACAAAAGUAAGCACUUCUUUGGAUAAUAUUCUGUGAUAAAAUUAAUUUUUUAUUUCUGAUUGGUACUCUUUUUUUU